This is a messenger RNA of Schistosoma mattheei, 2857 nucleotides long. The record is from the annotation of a GenBank genome assembly. Lineage: Eukaryota; Metazoa; Platyhelminthes; Trematoda; Strigeidida; Schistosomatidae.
CUGCUUAACUUCGGACAGUCCACAAAAUCUUCUAAUUUAGUUUGCGGGUACAAAUUUAGUAAACACCAAGGUUGAAUGUGCAAGUAUGACAGCUAGUACAAAGCCUCGUCGAGCAUCUGCCAAAGCUUGUCUCAAGGCCAUAUGUGGACUUACUGCUCUCCAGAACUCUGAUGAUAGCUCAAUAUCUGAAAAUAUUGAAAGUGAGAUGUCAGACUAUGUUGUCGAAAGUGGGGACAAUAAUAUCACUACCGAAGAGAGUGAUUCGAAUAGUGCAGAUAAAGCUGAGAUAUCUAACGAUGCCAAACUCUCAUCAGAAAAUUCGUCGUCAACAGGCUCGCUUAUUGAUGAACCAUGUCGUAAAAAAUCAUCAAGUAAAGCUCAUCGUCCUGUUUUGAGUGACAAAGGAUGUUUGAGAUCUCCUUUCGUAAGAUAUAUGAGGUCUUGUCGUGGUCAUAUUGAUCGUGAUCCCAGAUCUGUAGCUCCUGCGAAAUUUCUGCAGUCAAUAGAUUCACUAAAACAUAUGUUCAGUAAUACGCAAAAUCCAUUUCUGUUUUGUCCCAGUGGAUAUAAGUCACAGUUUAUGUGUCGGAAAAAGGCUUUAUUUCCAACUUCGGGUGCGUGGGUACGAUCACCUAUUUAUAUCAAAAAGGAUCACCUUCCAGAGCCUCCCAUCAGCCCUAUAUAUUUAUCUGACGAAGUAAAUACAGUUAAAUUAAAACGGUUCGAAUUUGACAAGGGUUCAAAUUUAGUAUAUACUGGUGGAGCAGUAACUUGUUUGUCAUGGUGUCCUCCUCGUCUUUCUUCACUUCUGGAUUCUGAAUCAAUUGUAAAUGAAUGUUCGUUUCUUGCGACUUCUUCUAUUCUAACACCAGAUUCACAAACGCUUUAUUCUGAUAAGAUGGCGAGUUGUCCCGGAUUAAUACAGAUAUGGAAUUGUGGGGCUUUAGGUCUAACAGAAGUGUCAAAACUAGUGACAAAGGCUUGUUCUUAUGGAUCAUGCAUAAUAACUAUUCCCGAAGUAGAUCGAGUUCUUGGUCAUUUAAUUGUUGCUUGUCAAGAUGGCUUUAUUCGUAUAUUAUCUAUACCAACUUGUCCAAUGAAUUUUGGGUUCGAGAAUUCAUCUGCUUCACAAUUCGCUUAUACACUUUCGAAAAAUUGUUACCUCACACUAUCCCCAUCUGUGAAAGAACAUCCUCAUUGGGUUGGUUGGCCAACGUGUACACAUAUUCGCCGUGAAUUCCCAGAUCGCCUUUUUGUUGGUUAUACCACAGGUUAUGUAGGCUAUUACAAUUUAAGUAGUCUUAAUGAUUUGGUUUAUUCGCCUCAGUAUAAUCAUUUAGCUCCAGUGAAAAUGUCACGUCUAACAAGCAGUCCAAUCACAGCAUUGUCUCUCCACCCUCUUAAUGGAAAAAUGUUGUAUGUACAAGCCUUAGAACGUAUCGGUGGUGUCUGGGAUUUGAAUGACUCUGUAUGUUUCACUUCCGAGUCAGCUGAAAUCAGUUGGAAUCCAGUACAUGGUUUUAUGGGACGUGAUGGAAUGUGGAUUAGUAAUGGUGAAUUUUUAGUUGGUUCACGUGAAACGUGGUUUACUUCGACAUCAUGUAAAAACACUCAAUUUCCGAAGUGGUCUGCAUUAUUUGAUACUAUGGAUAACUGUAUUGGUCAGUAUUUACCUGCUGAACCAACUGAUGGUUGUAGCCAUUUAAUACCAUUAGGAAUCCAGUCACUCACGAGUGUGGAUUUCAGUGAUUCUCUCAAUGCACUUGUGUGUAGUACGGACAGAGGACGUAUUGAAGUGAUUGCUGAGUCUGUAGAGAAGCGAAAAUGUGAUCCGUCACGUCCAAGAUAUAUUCCUGAGAUGAGAAUACCAUUAUGUCAAUGGAUCAUGGAAAAACGACCACCAGAAGAAUUUGCUCAUUAUACCCCAUCAAAAAAUGAAGAAAAAUGGGAAGAAACAGUGGAUUUAACUAAAUGUGAUUAUGACAUAAUAGAUAUUAAUGCAUUUAUUACUGAAUGUAAAAUUGAUCUUGAACCGAUUAAUAAUGCUGCUUCUACCACUACAACUACUAAUACUACUACAACCAGUACCACCAUUACUUCUGCCCUUACAUCAGAGAUGGAUGUUGGAGAACUAAAUGAUGCAGAGCUUCGACACUUUCUUUUUCCUUCACCUAACUGUGAACAUUGUGGAACUGAUCAAUCUAUGUGCUGGCAUAAGCUUUGGUCGAAUUAUCAAAUACGGAUCUUGUUAAAUGAUAAGGUGCCUAAGAAACCUGAAUUGGAUUUCAUUAGUACUCCUAUUUUGAAGAUAAAUAAAGUUCGUUUCAAUCCGAAUCCAACAAGUGCAACAUGGAUUGCGGUAGCCAGUAGUAUAGGUUUUAUACAAUUUAUAUGUGUAGAACAAUUAUAUUGUCAAAGCUUCGAUAUUCUACUAAAUCGAACACCAACUGGAAAAGAUUCCGUUUAUUUAACACCAAAACCACAUAAUGUUGUUCUUGGUAGACCAGUGAAUCCAUCUAAUAGAAAUUCUUCUAAAAAAAAUCGACGUAAAACAGUGACUUCAUCAAACUCAACUGAUAUUUCCACAAAACAAUCUGUACAAAUAGAAUUGGAUAAUAAUAAAAUGGAUGUAGUUCCAAAGAUGUUGACAAAAACACUUGAUAAUUAUUCAUCGGAUGAUAGUGCUGCAACGGAAAUGAUGAUCAGCGAUAUGCACACAUUGAAUAUUAUUGAUCCUAGUCAUGAAAAUGAUUUCAGAACACAAAGAAAUCAAAUACGAAGAAGAAGUAGGCGUCUUCAGGCUCAACGCAAUCUUUCUUCAUCAACAUCUUCAACUGAUCCAUGUGAAGGAGAAUAA